UAAACCCCGCCUCCCUCCGCGCCCCCGGCCCCCUAGCGCUCUCUUAUCAUACGCAACCCCAGGGUCCCACUUCUCCCCAUAACAGAUGAUCAAUCGUGCAGACGAACAAGGCCCCCUUACAUCUAUUCUGAUGAGAUUAAACCUAUCCCUAUUCGAUCACGUUGAUGGAGAGCUCAUUCAAUCCUGCCUACAUGACAAACUCGACAACUGCGCAGACAAGCAAGUCUGCGCCGAAGAAAGAUGCAACCCGUCCCAGCAAUUCGAAGAACGAUGCAGUCAGCCGGCAGAAAAAACGAGAGGCAGACCGUCGGCAUCAGCGGGCAGCACGCGAGAAAACGAGAUCUCGCAUUGCCUACCUGGAGGCUAUGGUCCAGAGGCUCACCAUCAACGAUCCGAGCGGCCAAGUUUCUAGUCUGAUGCAACGGUUAGCAGAAGUACAGUCUGAAAAUGAUAUGCUUCGAAAACGAAUGCAGGACAUCUCUUUGCUUGCAGGAUUCCUUAACCCGCCGCGAGGUUCACCAGAAAGGACUUCUAGACGCGAACUUGGAUCUUCAGAUGCAGAGGCACAAGGCUCGUGGUCGAUAGACAACGAGCCUAGGUUCAGUAGCGAUGAUCUCGGCCUAAAUGUUAUAGAGACAAACAUCUUCGAUCCUAUCGAAUCUUCGAGUCGCGAUCUUGCUCAACAGUCCACAGUCAAGACUGCACCCGCGAGAGUACCCAAGAACGUUGAGUGUUCACACAUGUCGGCUGCCAGUGCCACAGCACUACUCUGUCCAUCUGACCAACAACCUAUCGAGAACCUCAAUAUCGUGGGUACCCAUAUGCCUUCGAGUCCAGAUGGUUCAAACCCGAUGAGCCCUCCUGAGACGGAUACAGAAUGUUGCUGCUCGAGUGGCAUACAGUAUGCGUCUCCAACGACGCCUUCUGCAAGCCUCUGGCGUUCAGCCGAUAGUAUAUUAUCAUCACAGGCUCUAGUUGGAGACAUAAUCAAGGUGCCAGAUGUUACCCUUGAGGAGGAUAUUCCAGUACGGGCAGUUCUCCAAGGCUGGGAAUCGGCGAGCAUGUGCCCUCACUUCACCUCUUCUUGGCAGAUAUUGGAAGGCAUCGAUAAGUUGAUGUUUUCUUCAUGCGAUCAGAAGGAGCGAAUAGCAAUUCUGAUGACCAUGCAUAAGCUGUUGGAGUACCAUCGCGAUCCUUCGCCAUUCAGAUUGCAGAGAUUACCGCCAUGGUUCAGGAAAAGACCCGCACAGAGCCUAGCACAUACUUAUGCCACCGACUUCUUGGCCUGGCCCGGUUUGCGGGAGAAGUUCAUAUUCUCCGAGCACCGAUAUUGCUCCAACAUCUUCUGGUAUCUUCUCCGAACAUGUCUCAAGAUCCAAUGGGCGGGCACUAUCGAGGAGUGCUAUGAGUUCAACCACGAAACCGGAUUGUUCCGGAUAGCACCAGAUUUUGCUGAAUGUGUGGGAGAUAUAAGGAAUUGGGCAAUGACUCCGGAAAUGUUCGUGCGGUUUCCAGAACUUCGCAGCGAUAUUCCUGCAGUUAUGUACAUGCAGGCACCAGUCUCGAACAAGAUGCAAUGGCAAUUCGCAACGAAUGGAAUCGGACCCCUUGUGAAAACGUCAGAACCCAAUAGCAAACAAGGCUACAAUACUUCACUGGUUGAGGUUCCAUACAAAUGGCCAAGUAAUGGGCUCAACUAUUCUUGAUCGACAUCAAUAUAAAUUGGUUGAGAGAGAAC
Molecule: messenger RNA, 1738 nt
Organism: Aaosphaeria arxii CBS 175.79
Lineage: Eukaryota; Fungi; Ascomycota; Dothideomycetes; Pleosporales
Exons: 3
Coding region: 165-1706 (513 amino acids)
Source: RefSeq, a predicted model, not a curated record